Messenger RNA from Sclerotinia sclerotiorum 1980 UF-70, 1764 nucleotides. RefSeq lists its product as hypothetical. The transcript has 2 exons. NCBI's taxonomy places the organism in Eukaryota, Fungi, Ascomycota, Leotiomycetes, Helotiales, Sclerotiniaceae. The coding region runs from base 1 to 1764 and encodes 587 amino acids. The record is from RefSeq and is a predicted model, not a curated record. Gene Ontology annotation, cellular component: U2 snRNP; nucleus; catalytic step 2 spliceosome. Gene Ontology annotation, biological process: mRNA splicing, via spliceosome.
AUGGCGCCAAAAAUGACCAAGAAUCAGAUGCGGCGAGCUAAGAAAAAGGAGCAGAAGAAGGCAGCACAGGAGACUCCAACAGCAGAAGCAGAUGGCCACAAAGAUCCAGAAGUAAAGGUCGAGGAAACUGAUGCAACUGAGCUUACCGAAACCACCAAGCCCAUUGAAGAACCCAAAAAGGUUGAUGAAGAUCCUUUGGAAGCAGAUCUUACAGGGUUUAAUAUCAGUGAAGAUGAUCCUAACUUUGCUAUGUUCAAAGAUAUUAUGGAUAGAUUUGGUGUUACCGCUGAAGAAGACCAGGCUGCGAAAGAUGCAGACAUUGGCGACAAGGGCGAAGUUUUCUUCGAUGAGGACGACGAGAUCCCGGACGAGGACGAAGAGGCAGACAAAGAACCCAAAUUAUCCAAGAAGAAAAGAAAGGAGAGAGACAAGCUUUCUGUUGCGGAAUUGAAAGCUCUUGUGAAGAAGCCAGAGCUUGUGGACUGGACAGAUACCUCAGCCUCAGAUCCUCGAUUACUUGUUCACAUAAAAUCAUACCGAAAUGUCGUACCGGUACCGAACCACUGGUCCCUCAAGCGCGAGUAUUUAUCGUCAAAACGUGGUGUUGAGAAGCCUCCCUUUUCUCUCCCUAAAUUCAUUCAAGAGACUGGUAUUGCUGAAAUGCGCGACGCAGUAUUGGAAAAACAGGAUGGAGCUAGUUUGAAACAGAAGCAACGGGAGAGGGUCCAGCCGAAAAUGGGAAAAUUGGAUAUUGAUUAUCAAAAGUUGUAUGAAGCCUUCUUCCGGUUUCAAACAAAGCCGGAACUAACACGCUAUGGUGAGGUUUACUACGAGGGAAAGGAAUACGAGACGAAUUUACGACAUUUGCGCCCUGGAGAGUUGAGUGAUGACCUUAAGGAUGCGCUAAAUAUACCACCCGGAGCCCCACCUCCAUGGCUCAUCAACCAACAACGUUUCGGCCCACCCCCUUCAUACCCCUCACUCAAAAUUCCUGGCUUGAAUGCACCACCUCCACCGGGUGGCGCGUGGGGAUUUCAUCCUGGUGGUUAUGGAAAACCCCCCGUUGAUGAGUUCAAUCGACCUCUUUAUGGAGGAGAUAUCUUUGGUGUCCUUCAACCACAAGUUAACAAUCAAGCAGGUGAACCUAUUGAACGAACACUGUGGGGUGAGUUACAAGCACCUGAAGAGGAGUCCGAAGAAGAAGAAGAGAGUGACGAGGAAGAAGAGGAAGGUGACGAGGAGGACGUGGGUGGUUUACAGACGCCUAGUGGCAUGGAAACGCCAGGUGGCAUGGCUUCAACUGUACCAUCAGAGUACCCUGGUGAAAUGAGUGUCGGUGGUGACUUUGAUCUCCGCAAGCAAAAGAGGGGGACCGAGACCGAAGAGUCCACCCACCCGAGAUCUGCCUAUACUGUCAUCCCUGAACGCCAAAUUCGUGCUGAAGGGUUCUUUGGCGGUGAAAGAGCUUACGAUGUUCGUGCCGGUCAAAACGCCCAUUUGCCAGUACUAGGACAAGAAGAUACUAGGAAGAGAAAGAAGCCAGGAGAUGUAGAUGUUGCAUUGGAUCCAGAUUCUUUACAAAAUGAGGAUGGUAUAAGUAAAGAAGAAGUGAAACGAAGAUUUGAGGCUCAAAAGAAAGAGGAACGAGGAGCUUGGCAAUAUGACGAAGACUUAAGUGAUAUGAUCGCUCAGGAGAGUAGGAAGAAGCAAAAGAGAGAUGAAGAAAAGCGAGGCGAGAAAAGAGAAAGAUCCUACAGAUUUUAA